Molecule: messenger RNA, 1220 nt
Organism: Tarenaya hassleriana
Lineage: Eukaryota; Viridiplantae; Streptophyta; Magnoliopsida; Brassicales; Cleomaceae
Product: tryptophan synthase alpha chain, chloroplastic-like
Exons: 9
Coding region: 155-1093 (312 amino acids)
Biological process (GO): L-tryptophan biosynthetic process
Cellular component (GO): cytosol; chloroplast
Molecular function (GO): tryptophan synthase activity
Source: RefSeq, a predicted model, not a curated record
UUUCACCUACCACUUCUUCUAUAUCCCAACGUGAAAGAACUGCGUCUCCCUCUCUCCUUGUUUUUUAUAUUUCAUUCCAAUUUCAUCUACCAGUUAAACGCAUUCUCUCAAACAUCAAACACCAAUCUCUCUCUCUCGCUCGCUCGCAUUUCCAAUGGCGAUUGCUCUCAAGCCCGGAGUAAGCUUCCUCCGAUCGAGAAAUGGAGAAAUCAGAUUCGCCGGCUCUUCGCGUAGCUCAUCGGUUUCCCUCAGGAGAUUGACGCCGAUGGCUGCUCUUGCGACCACCUCCGGUUCCACCCGUGGCCUUGCGGAUACUUUUACAGAGCUGAAGAAACAAGGGAAAGUGGCAUUAAUUCCGUAUAUAACAGCCGGUGAUCCAGAUCUCUCCACCACUGCAGAAGCACUUAAAAUCUUAGAUAACUGCGGUUCGGACAUUAUUGAGUUGGGUGUACCUUAUUCCGAUCCACUUGCAGAUGGACCGGUCAUUCAGGCUGCAGCCACUCGGUCCUUGGCUAAGGGAACCAAUCUUGAUAACAUUCUCUUGAUGUUGGAUAAGGUUGUUCCCCAGUUAUCGUGUCCAAUUUCAUUGUUCACUUAUUACAACCCAAUUCUUAAGCGCGGGCUGAGGGAGUUUAUGUCUAGCAUCAAAGAUGUUGGUGUUCAUGGCCUUGUAGUUCCUGAUGUUCCUCUUGAGGAAACUGAGAUGCUGAGGAAAGAAGCCCUCGAUAGCAAUAUCGAACUGGUCCUGCUUACGACACCGACCACACCAACAGACCGAAUGAAGAGAAUAGUCGAGGCUUCUGAAGGAUUUAUUUAUCUUGUGAGCUCAGUAGGAGUGACCGGUGCACGGACAUCUGUAAGUGGAAAGGUUCAGUCGCUCUUGCAGGAAAUCAAACAGGCAACAACUAAGCCAGUGGCUGUAGGUUUCGGCAUCUCAAAGCCUGAGCACGUCGAACGGGUUGCUGGAUGGGGAGCUGAUGGAGUGAUCGUCGGAAGUGCAAUGGUUAAACUGAUUGGGGAAGCAAAGUCGCCCGAGGAAGGGCUUAAGGAGCUUGAGAGUUUCACCAAGUCCCUCAAAUCUGCUCUUCCCUGAAACCCAAAAGACAAUUCUCCUGCAUUUGUUUCCUUUGUAUACAUGUCGAACAGAUUCUUUUACCAGUGCCAUCAUUCUGCUUCGUGAAAUUUUAUAAAAGGAUUCCCAUCAUUUGGAUCUGCCAAAA